UGUGGGAAGGGAUUAGUGGAAUGGUAAAAAAGACCGCGCAAGGGGGGGAUACAGGGGUAGCAACUUUGCGAGGUGUGAACGGUGGACUAGUCAGCAGUGGGAAGAGAAAAAGGGAAGUUCUAGCAGGACAGUACAAGAGACUUGGAGUGCCUUCGGAGAGUGAAGCUUUUGACCCAGUGUUAAAGAAGGAGGUGGACGCAUGGACCCAGAAAGAAGAAGAGACAUCGAAGGCAGACGUUGGGAACGUAGAACUAGAAAAGGAGUUCACUGAGGACGAGGUUGAGGCGUGUGUGAACAAGCUGAAGUGCCACAAAGCAGCAGGAGCGGAUGGGAUAGUCAACGAGUUCAUGAAGUUUGGGGGGAAGGGGAUGAUCCGGCUGAUGGUACUGCCGUACAAUUGGGUGUGGAAAAAUGAGUAUGNGUGUGUGAACAAGCUGAAGUGCCACAAGGCAGCAGGAGCGGAUGGGAUAGACAACGAGUUCAUGAAGUUUGGGGGGAAGGGGAUGAUCCAGCUGAUGGUACUGCUAUACAAUUGGGUGUGGAAAAACGAGUAUACGCCAAGUAGAUGGAGGGAAGGAGUGGUUGUGAACCUGUUUAAGAAAGGAGACAAGACUGACCCAGGAAACUACAGGGGGAUCACACUGUUGAACACAGUAGGAAAAGUGUUCUGUAAGCUGCUGAACGAUAGGAUAGUGGGAGUAUUGGAGAAGGAACAUAGCAUUAGUGAGGGCCAGGCAGGUUUCCGAAAGACGAGGGGGUGCGUAGACCACGUAUUCACGGUAGGGAGAAUAAUCCAAAGUAGGAAGAGGGCGGGAAAGCCGACAUACUGCUUAUUCCUGGACGUGAAAAAGGCAUCCGAUACCGUAUGGAGAAAUGGGCUUUGGAAACAAUGUCCAAGUACGGGAUCCAGGGGGAAAUGUGGAGAGUGUUGAAGAAGAGGACAGAGUGUACGAAAAGCGCGGUCAUGCUAGACGGAG
Molecule: messenger RNA, 977 nt
Organism: Ectocarpus sp. CCAP 1310/34
Lineage: Eukaryota; Phaeophyceae; Ectocarpales; Ectocarpaceae
Source: the annotation of a GenBank genome assembly